Molecule: messenger RNA, 1155 nt
Organism: Hansenula anomala
Lineage: Eukaryota; Fungi; Ascomycota; Saccharomycetes; Phaffomycetales; Wickerhamomycetaceae
Exons: 1
Coding region: 1-1155 (384 amino acids)
Biological process (GO): RNA surveillance; ribosome disassembly; nuclear-transcribed mRNA catabolic process, non-stop decay
Cellular component (GO): cytoplasm
Source: RefSeq, a predicted model, not a curated record
AUGAAGCUAAUAAACAACCAUUUUGAAAAAGAUUCAAGUGGUUCAGUGACCUUAGUGGCCGAGGAUAAAGAAGAUCUAUUCACUUUAUACAAUUUAAUUCAAAGAAGAGAUGAAGUUGAACUUAAAACCAUGAGAAAUAUUAAAAAAUCAGGUAAAGAUGGUUCAAAAGGUUCAAAAGCCAAAACAGAGAAGAAACUAUUAAGAUUAAAGAUUGAUGUGGAAGAAAUUGAUUUCACUCCACAAGAUGAAGUUAUGAGAUUAAGAGGGAAAACUACAGAACCUGUUGAAGAUGUCCCCGUGGGUACUUAUCAUACUGCAGAAAUUGAUUUCAAACAUCCAUUCACUUUAUAUAAGGAUGAUUGGGAUGAAAUAGCAUUCGAAUUGAUCAAUAAAAGUUGUAGUAUUGAUGAAAAAGCUGAAGUUGGUGCUGUUGUGCUACAAGAAGGUGUUGCCCACAUAUGUCUAAUUACUGAAAAUAUGACAGUACUAAGGCAAAAAAUUGAGAGAUCUAUACCUAGAAAGAAAAGAGGUGAUUCUUCUGCUCAUGAUAAAUCUCUAGAUAAGUUUUAUGAAUUGGUUAGUAAUACAUUGGUUAGAGAUUUAAACAUUUCAAAAUUGAAAGCUAUAAUAUUGGCAUCUCCAGGUUUUACAGCAAAUGGAUUAUUUGACAAGAUUUUCCAUAUUGCAACUUUAAAUAAUGAUAAGUUAUUACUGCAAGCAAGAUCAAAAUUCAUAGUGGCACAUUCCUCAACUGGGUUUUUACAAGGAUUAGAUGAAGUUUUGAAAACUGAAGAAAUUCAAAAACAAUUAUCAACUACAAAAUUCGCAAAAGAUGUGUUACUAUUAGAUGAAUUCUUCAAAACACUGAAUGCGGAUGAUGGUAAAGCUUGGUAUGGUCCAAAAGAAUGUGAGAAAGCUAUAAAUAUGGGUGCUGUUAAAAAUUUAUUAUUGACAGAUUCAUUAUUUAGAAGUGAUGACAUAGCUGAACGUAAAAAAUAUAUUGAAUUGAGUGAGAUUGUUAAAAACACUGGUGGUGAAGUUACUAUAUUUUCAAGUUUACAUGAAUCUGGUAUUCAAUUAGAUCAAGUCACUGGUGUUGCUGUGAUAUUGAACUAUCCUGUAUAUGAUUUAGAUGAAGAUGAGGAUGAAGAAUAA